UCAGGAAUAUUUGAAAAUAUAGAAGUAUCCAAAUUAGAGUCAUUGCUGCUCGAACAGAUGCCAAACAAUUGGUUGGCGAUCAGCACCAAUUUAAGAAGAAUCAAAGAAUUAGAAAUAAAUGGAUCCAUUAGUUUCAUUCCUUCGAAAAAACUUACAGAAAUCCACUAUGCUGGAGAUGUCCCCGUUGCUGAUUGGGAAUUCAUAGUGAGACAUCCAGUCAGGACACUCGGUUUCAACCCAGCAGACGGAGGACAACACGUGCCAUCGGAAUAUAUGCUUUGGAUUGGGAAAAUGUGGAACCUAAGAACUCUACGGAUAGGUAGAAGUACAUUUACCCUUGAAAAUGAUGAAUGGGUACCACAAGUCUCUGUUAAUCCCACUUUAGAGUAG
Hemisphaericaspora subhashii is the source of this 390-nucleotide messenger RNA. RefSeq lists its product as uncharacterized. The transcript has a single exon. The annotation marks the transcript as partial. NCBI's taxonomy places the organism in Eukaryota, Fungi, Ascomycota, Pichiomycetes, Serinales, Debaryomycetaceae. The record is from RefSeq and is a predicted model, not a curated record.